UAACUCGUCAUAACAUGGCCAUGUCACUACGGUAAAUCGACUUCAUCCAUUUUUUAAAAACGCAAAUAGUUAGGUACAAACUCCGACAAAUUCAAAAACAGUUUUAACACCUAGCAGAGUAGAUUUAGUUGAAAGAACGGCUCGACGGGUUUCCAUCAACCAUCCCCCGCGGAGAGCUCACUUUUGACGGCUGGAAGCUUCCACGGAAGAACACAAACCAGCUAAUAGAAGGAAAUGGAAGUGGACUGCCAGCCCGAGGACCCUAUGGUGUCCGCCUUCGAAGACGACUGCAUAGAGCUGUGCGACGUCAAGGAUAUGAGACUGGAGGCGGACGCCGUCGUCAACGACGUCCUUUUCGCGGUGGCCCAAAUGCACGUGUCUCAAAACCUCAACAAUUCACCAGACGUGGCUUAUAUCAACGUGGAGACCAGGGAGGGCAACCGCUAUUGCCUGGAGCUCACAGAAGCAGGGCUGAGGGUGGUGGGCUACGCUUUCAACAAAAUGGACGAGGACCUGAGCACUCAGUACCACGAGACCGUUUAUUCGCUUCUGGACACGCUGAGUCCAGGCUACAGGGAGGCCUUCGGGAACGCUCUGCUGCAGCGGCUGGAAAGCCUCAAGCAAAACGGGCAGUGACAACAGAGCCGGCCUUUUGCGACGAGCUGAUAAAUACGAGCGAAAAAGAUGGAAGACAGAAUGUCCACCUGGCGGUAUAACAAGGGGGACCUUCCCUAUCGAGUUUGGUUUGCUCCUUAUCAUGCAGUGACUUCAUGUUAGCUCAUUCCUGACUGGCUGCUUGGGCUCACUUGCAACAUUCUGCUGUUGAUUGACCUUUAAAAGUGUGAGAACGUAUUCCAACUCCACCCAGUGCACAACAAUUCACCAUCUUUUAUACUCGUUUGCGAUGCAAAUUCGGACCGCCGCUGUGACCCGACGACCGCUAUCUGUUCAACUUCCCCAAAAAUAGUUCAAGGGCCAAAGCUGAAUUUCCUUCCUUGCUCCACAGAUAUUUUUGCCUUAACGAUGGUUCGGUUAGAGAAGUACAGCAUACCUCUAUCGCUUUUAUUUACAGAGAUAGAAAAGGUAUGUCAAGAUGUAACAAAGCUAUUCUUGUGUUAUGCCGUUACUCUCCACUCGCAGGGAUGUCAAAAUCAUUUUUGUUGCAGUUAUGGAUACCGUCUGGGAGCUAUGACAUGUUAUUACAUGGAAUAGAGAGCAGAAAGAUGGAUAACUAGUUAUUAAAUCAAUAGUCAAGGGUAAUAGUUUGUUUCAACUAUUGUGCAAGUGAUAUGGAAAGUCUUUUUCUGACACUAAAUAAUGACACAAUCUUGUCUUUGUGAGUUUAGCUACAAAAAAACUCUUUGGAAAAAGCAGAAAAGCUACAAGUUGUCACCCCUGACUGACGGCCCAAGCAAAAAUGCAGCUUCAUUUUACAAAAGGGAAAUAAUAAUUCUCCCUCAUUCUCACAGAAUUUGCUUGGUGCAGCUGCACUCAAACUUAUCUUUAUGGGAAUGGUUGCAUGCUUUGAAAAUCCAGAGUAGUCAAAACAAGGGCACAGCAAUAGUCUGCUAAGAGCUAUCGAACAACAAAACAGACAAAUGUUAUGUAAAAGUAAUAUUUGACAUUUCUGGGAAAAAAAAAUCCCAAAUCAUAAGUUGUAAAAAUUAGUUU
Messenger RNA from Syngnathoides biaculeatus (alligator pipefish), 1671 nucleotides. It is a transcript of the gene gskip, whose product is annotated as gsk3b interacting protein. Gene Ontology annotation, biological process: regulation of canonical Wnt signaling pathway. NCBI's taxonomy places the organism in Eukaryota, Metazoa, Chordata, Actinopteri, Syngnathiformes, Syngnathidae. Gene Ontology annotation, cellular component: cytoplasm. Bases 235 to 636 code for a protein of 133 amino acids. The transcript has 3 exons. Gene Ontology annotation, molecular function: protein kinase A binding; kinase regulator activity. The record is from RefSeq and is a predicted model, not a curated record.